Molecule: messenger RNA, 1917 nt
Organism: Pteropus alecto (black flying fox)
Lineage: Eukaryota; Metazoa; Chordata; Mammalia; Chiroptera; Pteropodidae
Gene: ZNF444
Product: zinc finger protein 444
Exons: 6
Coding region: 435-1394 (319 amino acids)
Biological process (GO): regulation of transcription by RNA polymerase II
Molecular function (GO): RNA polymerase II cis-regulatory region sequence-specific DNA binding; DNA-binding transcription factor activity, RNA polymerase II-specific
Source: RefSeq, a predicted model, not a curated record
CUUGUCCGGCUGAACCGACGCCUGGGUCUCCGACAGUGUUGAGGGGGGAGGAGGACGGAGGAGUUUGGCGCAAAGCCUGCCGGGGCAUGGAGUCCCGGUGAGCUUUGCGCGCAAGUGCGAAGAGGUGAGGGGGCUCGGGGGGCCUCGCCUGGGAGAGUGAAGCUGGCUGCCGCAUCACAGGAUCAUCCAGCCCAAAUGCCGCCAGUGCUGAGGAGGUCGAGGGAGGAGGCUGAGGUCCUGUGAUGCCCAGGUCACCCCUGGGAGGGGCUGAGCCAGGAUUUAAACCUGUCCUGUCCCAGGAGGGAGUCACAGCCCCCCUUCUUCCAGCACCUGCCAUCUACUGAGUACUGAGUGCAGCCCCUCUCAGGAGCCUUCUGAGGCAGCUCUCGGCUACACCAGGCAGGUACUCCUGUUCCCCGGGCUCGCAGGCCCCCAUGGAGGCCCCGUCUGCCCCGUCUGUGAAGCAGGAGGGCCGGGCCCUGGACUCACCAUGGCACCGCUUCCGCCAUUUCCACCUGGGCGACGCGCCAGGUCCCCGUGAGGCACUGGGCCUGCUGCGUGCACUGUGCCGAGAUUGGCUGCGGCCUGAGGUGCACACCAAGGAACAGAUGCUGGAGCUGCUGGUGUUGGAGCAGUUUCUGAGUGCCUUCCCGGCCGAUGUCCAGGCCUGGGUGUGCAGCCGGCGGCCGCAGAGUGGGGAGGAGGCGGUGGCCCUGCUGGAGGAGCUCUGGGGACCAGCGAUGAGGGCCCCUCGAGACACGACAGAAGGCUCCGGGGUCAGCCUUGGAAAAGAAGAUAGUAGGAUGGUCCCAUUAGGAGACACAGCUCUGGGGGCUGAGGAGCCAGCAACAGGGGACGCCCAAGCCACCCGUCCCUACAAGCAGGAACCGGGCAGCCCCCCACCAGCGCCACCCACGCCAGUCCUGCCCGCCUUCCUGGCUGCCUCGGGCGCCACGUCCUGCCCCGAGUGCGGAAUGGCUGCCCUUAAGCCGGCGCACCUGCUGCGCCACCGACAGAGUCACUCGGCCGAGAAGCCACAUGCCUGCCCCGAGUGUGGAAAGGCCUUCCGACGCAAGGAGCACCUGCGGCGCCACCGCGGCACACACCCCGGCGGCCCCGGACCGGCCUUGCGCCCGCUGCCUGCCCGCGAGAAGCCGCACGCCUGCUGCGAGUGCGGCAAGACCUUCUACUGGCGCGAGCACCUGGUGCGCCACCGCAAGACGCACUCGGGCGCGCGGCCCUUCGCCUGUUGGGAGUGCGGCAAAGGCUUCGGGCGCCGUGAGCACGUGCUGCGCCACCAGCGUAUCCACGGUCGGGCUGCAGGUGGUGCGGGAAGGCCGGGUGCGCCAGGCCCCGAGGGCGGGGGGUCCUUCCCGCCCUGGCCUCUGGGGUAGCCGCCCAGCCACCCUUGGUUCCCGCUGUGCUGCCGGGUCUCUCCAGCACCGGCUCCUCUUCCCGCCUUCUCUCCCUCUCUCCCGUGUUUACACUGUCCGAUGCCCUAACGUUCUCUGUUUUUCCCAGCUCUGCCCCAGACCUCACUUUCCUGUUAAGCUCUCACUUCCAUUCUUCCUUACUGAUCCCUGAGCCUCUCCCAUCCCGUGGAAGGUACCUCCUCAUUGUACCCUCCUGCUUCCUUCCCUCACAAUCCACUCCCUUACCCCGGCGGUCAGGAGCAGCAGGCCGGCCCUUUGAUAGAGAGGAGGCUGAAGGUAGGGGCUAGGUCUUGCUCCUAGAGACCUCCUCAGGACAGUUUGGGGCACAGGAGAGGAGGCCGACAAUGGAUUCCUUGGUCCCGCUGCCCUCCGUGAUGCAGGAAAACAUGAGAUGGACAGAAAUACCCUCUCUGGGAAGCCUGUGGGAAAUGACAAUUCAGCAUCUGCAGAGUAAUAAAGUCACUGAUGAGGUGUGCAGACCAGA